This is a messenger RNA of Cynara cardunculus var. scolymus (artichoke), 876 nucleotides long. Its product is annotated as protein C2-DOMAIN ABA-RELATED 4-like. The transcript has 3 exons. The coding region runs from base 152 to 646 and encodes 164 amino acids. NCBI's taxonomy places the organism in Eukaryota, Viridiplantae, Streptophyta, Magnoliopsida, Asterales, Asteraceae. The record is from RefSeq and is a predicted model, not a curated record.
UCGUCUUGUACCCAUUCGCAACUCCUCCUCUUUAUAAUAACCCUCACAAACCCUAAAUCAUCAACAUUCAAAUUCAUCUCUCUCUACGUCUUUCCAGAUCCUUCUUCCCCAUCUUUGUUCGUUUGCAGAUUGAAAGCUAAUCUAGCUGUUGAUGGAGCACUUGCUGGGUUUGCUUAGGGUUCGUAUCCACAGAGGUGUUAACCUUGCUGUUCGAGAUGUUUGUAGCAGUGAUCCGUAUGUUAUUAUUCGUAUGGGAAAACAGAAAUUGAAAACUCGAGUGGUGAGGAACAACAUCAAUCCUGUGUGGGAUGAAGAUCUGACGCUCUCCAUCUCAGACCCCAUCCCCAUCAAACUUGAAGUGUAUGAUAAAGACACAUUUAGCCUAGAUGACAAAAUGGGGGAUGCUGUUUUCGAGAUUAAGCCGUUUCUGGAAGCCAUUAAGAUGCGUCUGGAUAAUCUCCCAAACGAUACGAUCGUCACAACUGUGAAGCCGACAAGGACCAACUGUUUGGCUGAAGAAAGCCACGUAAAAUGGGUGGACGGGAAAGUAGUACAACAGAUGGUUCUUCGAUUGCAAAACGUGGAAUGUGGGGAGAUUGAGAUUCAACUAACGUGGAUCGACAUUCCGGGCUCCAGAGGCUUGUAGUUAUUUAGCUUAUCGUGAAACUCAGUUUGCGUUUUAUGAUUCGAGUUUUUCGUAUUUCGUUUGGCAUGUUUGAUCUUUGAUGUUAUUAACGAUGAUGGGAUGCUUGCUAUUUAUGUAAAAAUGUGCAAGAAUUGUAGGACGUCAAUAAGUGUUUUAGGCCAUCAAUAGAGCUACAACAAAAAAGUGAAACCCCUUUAAUCCUCAUCAAUGGGAAUUUGGAAAACUAUGCU